CAGUGCAGUUGGCAAAAGUGAUUUAAGUUAUGAGUAUUGUGAGUUUAAAAUAAAAUUUAAAGUCAACAGUUAAAUCUUUCAUGCAUAAAACCGACGAACACCAAAGUUAAUCUGUUUGGGAUAAAAUAAUGCAAAAAUAAUAAUUGAGGAAAAAAAUCAAAUAACAAAAAUCAUACACCAUGUAGUUAUUACUAUUUUUACUUUCUUUGUAACUUAAAUUACUUGAGAUUUAGACUGUUAAUGUUGAUGACCCCUUGUUGUGAAUUCACAUUGCCAUAUGAACGUGAAAAAUGUGAAAAUGAAAGAUCAUUUGAAUUAAUGGAAGCAUCGGAAAAUUUAUCAGCAACCACUCAUUAUGGAUCCUUAUAAUUUUGUGUCGCCAGAAGGCGACUUCAAUGUUUCCGACGUAAACAAUCGAACAGCCACCAUAUUUGCCAUCAAUCCGGAUUUUAUUGCGCAAUGGAAGCUUAAGAGGAAACAGGAAAAAAAAUGUGGAGAAUUCGAUUCGCAAUUGGACAUGUUCAAUUAUCCUGAAUGCUUAAAUAUACUUGCUAAUUUCCUCGACUUAAAACAGAAAAGUAUUUCAAUUGUGCCGUCUGAAUUUCUAAAAACAAUUGGAUCAAAUAGCAGACUAAAUGGGAGCGACUUCAGAUUUUCGCUGGACACCACGCUCAUUGCGACUGGCGUUAGUAGUAUUAAAGAAUUUGAACAUUUGAAUUCAUAUAGUAACUUCACUCUCUUCAGUUGGUCAAAUGAAUCCACACAUUCUUAUGUCAACGAAAGCUCAAAUUAUUUUCCAAAUGAAAGUUUCUCAAAAGUUCCUUAUCAUUUUGAUAUCAUUGAUGAAAGCAUCAUGCAGGUGUUACCACCUUUUGAUCUUUGGCCAACAAUAUUCAUCGCAAUUUGCCUAGCAAUUUGUAUAAUUCUAACCAUUGGUGGCAAUAUACUAGUACUAUUAGCAUUUAUUGUUGAUCGAAACAUAAGACAACCAAGCAACUACUUUAUCGCCUCUCUAGCUGCAACUGAUAUGCUUAUUGGAACUGUGUCGAUGCCUUUCUACACGGUUUAUGUACUAAUGGGAUAUUGGAAUUUGGGCCCUCUACUCUGCGAUCUUUGGCUCUCUGUAGAUUAUACUGUAUGUCUGGUGUCGCAGUAUACAGUUCUGCUCAUAACAAUUGACCGGUUUUGCUCAGUGAAAAUAGCUGCUAAAUAUAGGAGUUGGCGAACCAAAAACAAAGUCAUCUGGAUGGUUACAAUUACAUGGAUUAUUCCAGCCCUGCUCUUCUUUAUAUCAAUUUUUGGAUGGGAGCACUUUGUUGGAUAUCGCGAUUUGCUCCCUGGACAGUGUGCAGUUCAGUUUUUAAAAGAUCCCAUCUUCAAUACUGCGCUCAUAAUUGGAUAUUACUGGACUACUCUCGUGGUAUUGUUUGUAUUGUAUGGAGGAAUCUACAAAACUGCUUAUGACAUGCAAAAGAAAAGUGAAGCCAAGCAACGUAAAAUGCAAUCUAUGGUAGCACUCAGCAGUGCCAUGACAGGUAUGGCUAGUCGUACUGCAGGUAUAGGAAUUUCUAAAACUCAAAGUACAUUACUAUGCACGGAUAAACCAAUGACAUCUUCAUCACCUUUAGUACAAAAACUUGAUGGAGCUACUAUAUUAUGUGCUGGUGACGAAGCGUUUCGAAAGUUUGAUUUACAGAUCCAAUCAACCAACUCGUUGCAGUCAACGUCCAUUAAUAUACAUAUGUCACCAUCUAACAACGAUAAUAAUUUCAGCAAAUCUUUAGAUCCACCAGUUUUAACGAGUGAAAACACUAAUGAAGGUAUAAUCAUUAGCAACGUAUCACAUACACUAGGGGAUUACAAGGGGAACGAAGAAAGAAUCGAAGGGGAAAAAAGCGAACGCUCAAGCAGCCCCGCUUUUGAUUCAGAUGAAGAGCAUACUACAUAUGUCAAACAAGUACAGUAUGUAAAGCCUUCCCAUAAGAGAUCAUCUGUAGCAGGAAUGUUAGUUGAAGCAGCCUCUGCCUCAGUACUUACAUCUAAUAAUGCAACUUCUUCAAUAUCUUUAGGAAAUAAUUUGUCUACAUUACCUAUCAAAUGUUUGUGCACAUCAAUAUUCGAACAGAAAGAACUAUCUAGCACUAAUGAAAAUAAUAUUUUAAAUGGUAUUACUAAUAAUCAAGCAAUAGAUCAAGAAUUAUCAUUUGCGCCACCCUCUGUUAUAUCGCUUACGCAGAGUUUGGCCAAGGUUUCAUGUAAAACUACAUGUUUACAGCAAAUAAUGGAGGAUUCAUCGUCUAAUGGAUUUCAAAUUGCACAUGUAAAUCAUCUUAAAUUAAGAGAGCAAAGACCACAAAGCCCAAUCAGUAUAGAAGAUACUACAGGUACUUUUGAUCCUUUGAAAAGCUUGGACAGUGCGGAUCUACGUUUCAUGGACGAAAGUUCUGUUAUUUUGCCCACCCCAGAAAAUGAAAUUAAUCACUCAGAUAUUUCAUUUACUUUUCUAGAUGAUUCUGCACAUUUAAAUAAAUAUUCUAGAUGUAGUGCUCAGAACAUAGCAAACCCUACACUCUUGCACAAAGCUCUAAUUCAGGCGACUGCUCAAUGCCCAACCCCUUCACCAACAGUCCUGAUCCGUUCAUCUUACUUGAACAUGGACUUAGUGUCUCCAGAAGCAGCUACAAACAAAAACAUAACUUAUCAUCAUGCACAAACAUCAAUGGAAGAUACAAUGAAUAACACCGCCGUUACUGUAAGUACAGACAAUAUAGAAAAGUCCAAUACAAACCUUUCUUCCGCAUGCUUUAAUUUAAAUAAUACAAAAACCAAUUACUUUGAGGAGCAUCAAAAUCUUCAAAACCAAAAACAAGAUAUUGAUGACAUAACUAAAUUGUCAUCCAGAUACUAUGAUAUUUCAAAUAUGUUGAUUGCUGCUGAAGAAGAUUCCCAAAAUGUUUCGACUCAAGCAUGUAGAGUAUUGUCCAACAUUUCAACAUCAACCGCAACUAAUUUUGGAAAUACAUCGAAUUCAAAAAAGUGCAUAGAACGAGAAUCCUCGAGAAAAAAAACAUGGUUUAUUCAAUCUAUUGGUAAGCGUUUGAAUCAAGGUAUGAAAACCCCAAUAGUUGACGUACCAAUCGGUGGAAUUAGCCGACAAAAAUCUAAAUCUGAAAACCGUGCCAGAAAAGCAUUCCGAACUAUUUCGUUUAUAUUAGGCGCUUUCGUAGCUUGUUGGACGCCUUACCAUGUAUUGGCCUUGGUAGUGGGAUUUUGUUCAAAACCUCCUUGCGUUAAUGAGCACCUUUUUAUGUUUUCGUAUUUCCUUUGCUAUGCUAACAGUCCUAUGAAUCCUUUUUGUUAUGCCCUUGCUAACAAACAAUUUAAAAAAACUUUUACGCGCAUAUUGCGAGGGGACUUGCAUAUGACAUAAGCUCUAAUUAUCUCGUUGCCAAGUAAUUAGCCAAAUAAAUAAAAAUAAAAAUAAAACAUCAACAAAUAUAUAGGACAAUAAUGAUGUAUGAAACAGAAAUUAUGAGGUAAUCAUGGCGUAAUGUGAAGAUGUGAAAAAAAUAUAUAAUAUAAUAGGCGUAAGAUAUAAACACUAUAAAACAUGAUAAAAACAUAAAAACCGUAAAAGGCAUUAAAAACGACCAGAAAUGUUACGAUUAUUUUAGUAUAAGCCAUUUGUUACAAAAUACAUCUCAAUAUCAGCUCAGAAAUAGAUUUGCUAAAAAUAUCAAUUGAUUUCUCCUGCCGGCAUGAGUAGAAUCUUCGGAGAGAAUUUAUCUGAGAUGUUUAUCAUAAAGUUAAAAAACCGAAUUUCUAGCUGAAAUGAAACUUAUUACACCUUACUCACUAUGCUAUAAGUCCUGAUCACUAAUCAAAAAAACUACAGGCGUCCCCCAAGUAACGACCACCUUGAGUUACGACGAUAAGCAGAUACGACGAUUUAGAUUUUCGGGUUAAAAGUUGUCAUUGAGAAGAAAUUGAUGUAUUUUUUUUAAUUCCUAACUAAUAACCGAUACACACACAUUUCCAUAUAUUCCCUAACUACCCGAUCUUAAAUUUCUAUACCGUGUAAACUGCGUUUAAACUAAAUUAAUAAAUUAUCAAACAUUGUUUUACAUUAAAAGAACAUGAUAUCAUGGAUUUAGACUCUUCA
Molecule: messenger RNA, 4162 nt
Organism: Anopheles merus
Lineage: Eukaryota; Metazoa; Arthropoda; Insecta; Diptera; Culicidae
Gene: mAChR-B
Product: muscarinic acetylcholine receptor gar-2
Exons: 4
Coding region: 356-3430 (1024 amino acids)
Biological process (GO): adenylate cyclase-inhibiting G protein-coupled acetylcholine receptor signaling pathway; chemical synaptic transmission; G protein-coupled receptor signaling pathway, coupled to cyclic nucleotide second messenger
Cellular component (GO): membrane; dendrite; synapse
Molecular function (GO): G protein-coupled serotonin receptor activity; G protein-coupled acetylcholine receptor activity
Source: RefSeq, a predicted model, not a curated record